CCGGGACCGAAAAUUUGGGAGGUAUUCAGAUGCACUAGCGUCCACCAUACUUGCUGUGCCAUUCAUCAUAAGGAAUCAGGUGCGAGCAUGCUUAUUGUCAUUGUCAUGCAGCUAUUUGAGCGGGAAGCUUUGGAUUUAUUCCUCACUUCGGUCAUAAAGGAAUUACUAUAGCAGUCCGAGGAUUGGCACCUCGGACUUGUCCUUACACUAUUCCCCCCUCGAAGUCAUUCACUUGUGAAUGAUGUUAUUGGGGAUAUUGAGGGGAGUGCAUACACAACGAGAAUAAGGGUAGGUUAUGGAAGUAAAAAGAAGAAAUAAAGUCUGUAACUUAAAUAUAAACAUAGCCGCAGCUAAUAAUGAAAUAUGUAACAGUGGAUUACACUGGGGGUGUCUUAAAUAGAAUAUAACCGGAGCAAUCAUGGCUGUGGCCGUAGUAAAAAUAAUGACCGGAGUUAACGUGAUCAUAGUCAUAGUAAAAGGUGAUGAUCGGAGUCAUAGUGGCCAGGGUGAAAGAGGUUUACUUGCAUUUCUUUUCCUGCAAAACUUUUGCGAGAAGCUUUACUGUGCGUUUCCUGUGCGUGAACUGCAGUUUCAACUGGGGAUCUCUACAUCAAGUCUUUCGAAACCGAAACCAAAAUCAGAGUUUGAGAAAAUGUCGUCAGAAGGAACACAAAGUAUAGUAGGGAGUGAGGUGAUGCCUCUGGACUAUGGGAGCAUGGACAUAGAGAGUGGUCCAUCUCCAUCUAGUUCAGAGAAGACGGUGGAGGGGGUGAGAGGGGAUGAGGUGGUGGAAGUUGGGGGGAACGAGGUAGUAGGGGUUGAGGGAGAUAACAUACCCAUCACGGUAGUAGAAGUAGAGGGUAGAGGGGAGAGGGAUUAUGAUGAGAAUGCAGAGAUAGUGGAAGAGGUGAAGCAGUACCGAUCUGAACUAAGGACCAGGGAUAGCCUGGGUCACUUAGUAGAAACGUACGAUAUCUCUUCCCGAAUGUUAGUUAGGCCAGCAGGGGUAGAGGAGAGGGCGUGCUCUGCUCCUCGGGAUCAUUGGAUGCCCGUAUACUCCCAUUAUUUGUAUGCUGGGCUUAAGUUUCCAAUUCCGGAGUUGCUAGUGGGUUUACUGUUAGAUUACAACAUAGGGUUGACACAGUUGGUCCCCAACACAAUGAGGGGAGGGAGUAGGAGGGAUAAGGGGUGGUAUUAUUUCACCCCUAGGGUAGCUAAGAAGGAGAGGAAGGGGGAUGCCGAGGUGAGGGCGUUAGCCUCCUGGAAGGCCAAAAGGGCCAACCAGAAUAGGUUUAGCUUAAAUGAAGAUGAGGAGGAAGAAGUGAGGAAGUUGGUGAGGAAGAGGGGGGAUGUGUUGAACAUCAUGGACCUCACCAGCGCAGCAUGCAUAGAAGCUGCUGAGCUCUAUGGGCCAAGCGCUCUGAGUGAAGCUGAAAUGGACCAGUUUCUGAACACUGCUGGAGGAGCAGCCAUCCCUAAGAAGCCAAGGAAGAAGUCAAAGGCUUCAGCCAAACAAGUGGAUGAGGGGAGGGCUGGGAAGGAGGUAGUGCCCUUGGCUUCAGCUGAGACGGAGGAGGAGGUGCCACUGCUGAAGAGGAAGGGUUGGGAGGAAAGGAGGGCACUACAGAAGAAGCAGAAGGUGGUGGAGGAGGUGAGGGGGAAUGAGGUUCCUGAGUUCGUACCUCAGCCUCCUCAUGUUGAGUUGAACCCUAAGCUCAGACAGUUAGAGGAGGGGGCUGAGGUGCGGGCUAUUGGUAAGGGAAAGGGCCCUGUUCCCCCGGUGGUGCCUCAGAGCAGCUUGUUCGAGGCGAAGAACAUGACGGGGGCUAGGUGGUUCAUCAACAGCACCUUCCCCGAAGUGGACAAACGCAACGCGCGGGAGGAGGCUCUGAGGUACUGGGGAGCAUCCGUUGUGAAGCACGUUCUUGAGAGCGCGAGCUGGGUGAAUGGUCUAGCCCAGGAGUUCAUGGAGAGCCUGAGGGAGCGCUCACUCUUGCAGAGGCAGUAUGACCAGCUGUAGAAGGAGAAGGAGGAGCUGGAGAAAAAGAAUAAAGAACUGCAAGAGUCGCUGGACGAGGUGGUUCCAACUGUGAAGCAGUUGGAGCAGGAGAGGUCUUCCCUAAGCACCAAGCUCGGCUUUGAAGAGAGCAAAUGAAAGAUCUCUGAAAGC
Rubroshorea leprosula is the source of this 2170-nucleotide messenger RNA. NCBI's taxonomy places the organism in Eukaryota, Viridiplantae, Streptophyta, Magnoliopsida, Malvales, Dipterocarpaceae. The record is from the annotation of a GenBank genome assembly.